Molecule: messenger RNA, 1423 nt
Organism: Juglans microcarpa x Juglans regia
Lineage: Eukaryota; Viridiplantae; Streptophyta; Magnoliopsida; Fagales; Juglandaceae
Product: N6-mAMP deaminase
Exons: 11
Coding region: 106-1197 (363 amino acids)
Biological process (GO): adenosine catabolic process; inosine biosynthetic process
Molecular function (GO): adenosine deaminase activity
Source: RefSeq, a predicted model, not a curated record
CUAUAUCAUCUAAUUGGCAAAAAAUUGGUAGUACAAGCAAACCGGGGCGAUAAGAACACCAGGCAGAGAAGAGAAAGUAAGGGAGGAAGCAAAAGAGGGAGAAAAAUGGAGUGGUUUGCUUCAAUACCAAAGGUGGAACUACACGCUCACCUCAAUGGAUCCAUUAGAGACUCCACACUGCUUGAACUUGCUAAAGAUCUGGGUGAAAAGGGUGUCAUAGUUUUCUCAGAUGUGGAGCAUGUAAUCUUGAAAAAUGACCGUUCUUUAACCGAGGUGUUCAAAUUGUUUGACCUGAUCCACAUUAUUACUACCGAUCACGCAACCGUUAAAAGAAUUACCAAAGAAGUUAUUGAAGAUUUUGCCUCUGAAAAUGUUGUAUACCUGGAAUUAAGAACGACUCCAAAGAGAAAUGAUUCGAAAGGAAUGACUAAACGCUCUUACAUGGAAGCAGUAAUGGAAGGUGUAAGGGCUGUUAGUACAGUUGAUGUGGUUUUUCCACAUAACAAUGUGGAUGCUGGAAGUCAUAUAAUAUCUGUACCUGUAAAUGAUAUGUGUAAUGGAACAGCAAGAAAAAAGAUAUAUGUUCGGCUCCUUUUGAGUAUUGACCGUCGGGAGUCCACUGCAGCUGCAAUGGAAACUGUUAAGCUUGCUCUGGAAAUGAGAGAUUUAGGAGUAGUUGGUAUUGACCUUUCUGGAAAUCCUGUUGUGGGUGAAUGGAUCACAUUUUUGCCGGCAUUAAAGUUUGCUAGAGAACAUGGUCUUGAUAUAACUCUUCACUGUGGAGAGGUACCUAAUCCAAAAGAGAUACAAGCAAUGCUAGACUUUAUUCCCCAGAGGGUUGGCCAUGCCUGUUACUUUGGAGAGGAUGAUUGGAAGAAGUUGAAAUCCUAUAAUAUCCCGGUUGAAAUUUGUCUGACUUCCAACAUCACGACUGCAUCAGUUUCCUCACUAGAUGUUCACCAUUUUGCUGACCUAUACAAGGCAAAACAUCCAUUAGUCCUCUGCACUGAUGAUUCUGGGGUGUUCUCCACCAGUCUUUCCAAAGAGUAUAAUCUUGCUGCUGCUGCAUAUGGUCUUGGAAAAAGGGAAAUGUUUGAGCUGGCAAGAAAUGCAAUUGAAUUUUUAUUUGAAAAUGAUGAAGUUAAGCAAGAUUUGAGAAGCAUUUUCGAUUUGGCAGCUAAGAAGCUGGAUUUGUGAUUACAUUGCAGUUGGGGGCAUAUUUACAACCUGAUGAUGUGGGUAGCGAGGUUUUAGAACUCUUUUAUUCAGUUUAAGCUGUAAAGACGAUUAAUUUGUAGCUGGAUUUAGACUAGCUGUUCUUUGAAGGUUUCCUAGCUUGGUCUGUCAAGCAGUUGUUCCUUGUCUCUGGAUGAUUUCUCAGAUAUUUAAUGGGAUCAUGAGUAGCUGUAUGAUUAACAUGCAA